AUGCAGAAUUGGCUGCGAGGCUUCCUCAUCGACCGGAAAUUCUGUGUCCGUAAUGGCAAAUCGGAAUCUGCGCGGUAUUCUUCUCCCAGUGGGGUCUCCCAAGGCUCGGUUCUUGGUUCAUUGCUCUUUGUGGUUUAUGUGAAUGGCCGGCUCGGUCAGCUGUGCAGCCCUUCCUUCAUGUAUGCGGAUGACAUCAAAGUCUGGCGUACAAUCGAGAGUGUGAAUGAUCCAAAUUCUCUUCAAGCGGAUUUGAACAACCUGGGCGGACACCUGGGCUCUUCCGGACAACACCGCAAAGUGUGCUACCCUGCACUUGAGGAGUGCUGA
Molecule: messenger RNA, 327 nt
Organism: Echinostoma caproni
Lineage: Eukaryota; Metazoa; Platyhelminthes; Trematoda; Plagiorchiida; Echinostomatidae
Source: the annotation of a GenBank genome assembly